AGAACAAGCACAUUCUCUUCUUUAUCCAGAGCCUACAUCAGCAUUACGCUUAAAGCCCAUCUGAGUCAUAUCCUCAAUUGUCGUGAUACAAUAUGAAGAUCUCCUCUGCUUUUCUCUAUACCUUCCUCGCCAUCACCACUCUGGGUGUUGCGAGCCCUACAGGCAACAACGCCGUUGCCGCCGAAGAUGUCACGCCAGUGCAGGCUAGAACGGAGUCUCUUUUCGACAAGCGUAAGAGCUGCAGCGGUGAGAGGAAAGAUUCAGACGUGUGUGGCGGAAAGAAGCUCGCAACGCAAAACUCCUUUCAUAACUGCAAAACGAUAACCAAGGGCAAGUGCUGCGCUAAGAAUUCCGACGGAACCGGAGGAAUCGACGUGAACAAGGGAGGUGGUGAGAACUGUGGAUAUUGCUUCAGUGGCAAGUGCUCUGGCUGAUAGGCCUCGGCAUGAUAAUGUCUCGCAUGGCAUCAGAAGGAGGAUAUUCAGGGAUUUGUUAUACAGGAUAUCGGCGAAACUGUCUCUAGUUGGCGGUAAAUAGCACAAAUUCGAUAUCACCAAAUGUAAGGCUUGAUAUGUAUGCCCAUAGUAGAUUGUUCCAUUUCAAACAGUGUAA
Messenger RNA from Aspergillus pseudonomiae, 612 nucleotides. RefSeq lists its product as uncharacterized. The coding region runs from base 93 to 434 and encodes 113 amino acids. NCBI's taxonomy places the organism in Eukaryota, Fungi, Ascomycota, Eurotiomycetes, Eurotiales, Aspergillaceae. The transcript has 2 exons. The record is from RefSeq and is a predicted model, not a curated record.